CUGUUCGGGUUUCGGGUAUCCACGGUUAUCCAUGGGUAAUGAUUUCUCUUCAUAACUACAACUAAUAUGUUAACAUUCACACAUGUUCUCACAUUACGCAAGAGGAAAAGUAUGACAACAAUUCACUAGAAUGAAGAAAAUUAAUUAAAACAACACAAUUUCAUGAAAAUAUUAUAUUUAUAUGCUAAAUAUAAAAUAUGUUAGAGAAAAAUAAUGACUAUUUCUAGACAAAAUACAUAUGUAUGUGUAUAAUCGGGCGGGUUCGGGUUGGAUACUGAGAAACUCAUGCCCACCCAUUACCCGCAAUAUUCGGGUUCGAGUUUUACCCGUACCCACUAAAUAUCCUUCAGGUCCGGAUUUUACCCUACCCAAUUAGACCGGAUUCGAGUGGAUAUUCACGGUUACGGAUAUUUUUGCCAUCCCUACUCCCAACUCGUAAGCGGCGACGAGCGAGACAGCGCGGCGGGAUUGUUUUGGAGUUUGGACGGUAUUUCCUGUAAUCUGAUAGCGGCGGCCAGUUGGCCUCAUCCAUUUCCUUCUCUAGCUUCUGAUGAAUAUUUGCAACUCACGACUUAGAGAUUUCUUUCAAAGGUAUAAAGCUCGCAUUACUGUUCACUCAUACAGUCCUUGGUUAUGGAGCGUCCUCUGAGUUUCUCAGAAUAUAACUACUUAGACUGGCUUUGCUGUUGAUGCGUAUUCUUUCUCUGUCUCGAACAUGUCUACGGAGACCUUGUUGGCUUGAAUCGGCUUAAUUCCCGUCUCCUCUACACUACUGGCGUCGGAUGAACACCAGGUGUUCGACGUUUUGCCCGUUACUGAGAACAACACUGCCGUUGUAGAGAAAUCAUUUGUAUCCUGCAAGGAGGUUAGUGAUCAAGAGACGUGUAAGUUGUUUCCGUUUGUUGCUAUGGCUGUGAAAGACUUUGAAUUUGGGGGCGGUGAGGAAAGGCAAGUUUGUUCAGGCAGUGAGGUUCCAUGGUUAUGCCCAUUCAAUUCGUGCGUUUAAAAUGGUUAUGGAGGUGUUUGCAGUUGCGGGGCUAGAGAACAACGUUCAAUUCUUGCUUAGAGAUAUUGUUUCAUAUUAUCGGCGGGUUGAUUUGGAUGUUUUGGGGCUGUCUCAGAGUCUGUUAGGAUCCCCUGAGCUUGCUGGAGUAUUAUCUUCCUUGUGGAGUGUACUAAUAAAAUUUAUGGCCGAGAAGAAGUUGAUGGAAAAUGCAGUUAGUGUGUCAGUGCAGGCUAAGGAAAAUAAGGUUGAACCUCACAAGAGAGAUGAACUUUUUGUCGAUGUAUUUGAUCAGUUGAGGAAUUCUGGUCCUUGGCCUAACGUUCAUACCUACACCAUUCUUCUGAACUUCUACCGUAUCAGUGAGGUAGACCUUGUUCAUGCUCUGAUGGAGGUACUGGACGAAAUGCAGAAAUUUGGGCUUACACCCACAGCUGUAACUCACAUGGAUGAAGCACUGAAGCUCUUGGAAGAAAUGAGGUCAGCCGGGAUAUCAUCAGACAUAUAUAGCUACAGCAUCUUGAUUCAUGGGGUUCUGCCAGAAGGUUGAUUUCGAAAAGUGUGACGAUUUGUGGAAAGAAAUGGCAUAUUGGAAUAUCCAUCCGAACAUCGUUAUGCGUAGUUCGCGCGUUUCAGGUGUGUGUAAAAUUUGAAUGGUGUACCUCUGAGCAUAAAGCCAAAGUCUUGAGCUUAGUUUAGGUUAGAUGAUUUAUCUAUCUACAGUUUCAUUUAUCCUCUUCUCGAUUACUUUAACAUUUGCCAGAUGGUUUAUUUUUUCCCCUUCCCAUUUUCAUUCUCAUCCCUCUAGCUCAACAUAAUCUUUUGCAGGGGUUGCUGUGGAUAUGUAUUUCUUCCGGAACUCUAUCCUACUAUGUGAAGGCAUUGGUAGAUCCGCACAUAGCACAGUCGUGGCUGGUAAGAAUAGGGUUAGCUACGGGGUGACACUUUAUAGUUUCUAGCUGAUGUCAUUUGAAUGUUUGAAAAGCUCACAGGUACUUGUGCUAGGCCUGUUAAUGUGGCUUUAAUGGUGGUCCUGGACUUAUAUGAGUAAUGUGAAUGGAUGCAUAGGUGUUUGGUAGUCCAUUAUGUUAGUGUUAUGAUCCACGAUUGAACCUCUCCCAACAACUCGAGUUAUUGAGAUCAACUGGUUCUUGACAUGAUAUCAGAGCCUUCUGUGACCGAGAGGUCUUGUGUUCGAGAUUCCCGGUGACCCCCAUUUGUUAAGCACAUGGUAUUCUUGUCUUCAGACCUGUGCAAAUUUCAAGCCCUUGUGAGUGGCUUUCGUUUGAGGGGGCGUGUUAGUGUUAUGAUCCACGAUUGAACCUCUCCCAACAACUCGAGUUAUUGGGAUCAA
Molecule: messenger RNA, 2357 nt
Organism: Linum trigynum
Lineage: Eukaryota; Viridiplantae; Streptophyta; Magnoliopsida; Malpighiales; Linaceae
Source: the annotation of a GenBank genome assembly